CUAGUACUAAGAAAUGGCCUUGAGCGGCACGCUGGCGUAGUGUGUAUGUACUAGAUAACACGCAGGGUGCUCUACAUCUGAUUGGUGUGUUACAGUUCGUGUUGUGGAGAUAGUUUGACGGUGGCAUAGAGGCACGUGACAAAACUCACGUGAUAACAGAAUGGCGUCACUGAGAGCAUUAUAUGACGUCAUCGUGAUUGGCGCAGGGAUCGAGGGCUCGUCGAGUGCUUACAACUUGGUCAAGAGCGGGAAAAGGGUUCUUUUGUUGGAACAGUUUCCAUUACCCCACUCUCGCGGAAGUUCACACGGACAGAGCCGCAUCACCCGCUACGCCUACGAGGAAGAUUUCUACGUCCGGAUGAUGGUUGACGCCUUCCCCAUGUGGGCGGAGCUUGAAAGGGAAUCUGGCGUAGACUUUUUUGUAAACUGCGGCACACUAGACAUGCGCCAACCCGGAUCACGUGGUCUCCAGGAAGUCGCCAACUCUCUCCGGGCACACAACGUCCCCCACGAGGUGCUGACCCCUGCUGACGUCAGAAGGCGAUUUCCGGUCAUCAACGGGGGCGACAACUGUGGUGGGAUCUGGGACCCCAGUGGGGGUAUUUUACGUGCGGACAGGGCACUGCGGGCAUUUCAGACGGUGUUCAAAGACCACGGCGGAGUUAUCCGUGAUGGGGAGAAAGUGUGCUCUAUAACACCAGGGGGCGCUACCGUCACCGUGAUGACGUCACGCUCCGUCUACACCGCCUCCAGUGUCGUCAUCGCUGCCGGAGCCUGGGCGGGUCCGUUGUGUGCCUCCCUGGGGCUGCACCUACCUCUACAGCCAAUCAGAGCCAAUGUUUACUACUGGAAGGCCGAAUCUGGCGCAGGUCCAGACUACGCGUCCAGCAGGUUUCCAUGCAUCAUUGACUCGCGUAAACACUCGGGCUAUGACGUGUACAGUCUGCCCAUGGAUGAGUACCCGGGCUUGGUCAAGGUUUGCUACUAUACCGGCCCAGAGAUUGACCCGGAUGAGAGGGACAAGGUCGGCAGCGAUGAGUGGGUGGUGGACAGGGUCAGGGACACCCUGACCUCGACCUUUCCAACUCUGGAGAGGGAGCCGGCCAUUCGGGAGUACUGCAUCUUCACGAAAACCCCUGAUUUACAUCCCUUUAUAGACCGGCACCCCAGACACCCUAAUAUAAUAAUUGCUGUCGGUUUUUCGGGUCACGGCUUCAAGCUGGCCCCAGCUGUAGGUAAAGCCGUGUGUGAGCUGGUCUUUAACCUACCCCCACCUACAACAUGAAGCCGUUCAAAAUCGAUCGGUUCGCUCCCAAGUCUAGUCUAUAGGCGAAAUGCUUAGAAAGACUGUCGAGUUUUGCCACCAUGUCGAAGUUAAAGUCGAGUUUGGCGACCAAAAAAAAAAACAAAA
Molecule: messenger RNA, 1411 nt
Organism: Physella acuta
Lineage: Eukaryota; Metazoa; Mollusca; Gastropoda; Physidae
Product: peroxisomal sarcosine oxidase
Cellular component (GO): peroxisome
Molecular function (GO): L-pipecolate oxidase activity; sarcosine oxidase activity; flavin adenine dinucleotide binding
Source: RefSeq, a predicted model, not a curated record